Exophiala mesophila is the source of this 384-nucleotide messenger RNA. RefSeq lists its product as uncharacterized. Bases 1 to 384 code for a protein of 127 amino acids. The transcript has a single exon. The record is from RefSeq and is a predicted model, not a curated record. NCBI's taxonomy places the organism in Eukaryota, Fungi, Ascomycota, Eurotiomycetes, Chaetothyriales, Herpotrichiellaceae.
AUGUUCCAUGCCUUGCUUCGAACACACCACAUCACUUCGAGGAAGAAAGUGGCUCGGCUGAAGGCUGCGGCAAAGACAUACCAAUGUUUUGCCCUUUUGCGCUCAGGUGGUAUUCCAGGGGUGAUGUAUGUCUGUGGAGAGCAUAAGCCCAACGUCCAGGGCUGGGUCGACACAGUGCAUCAUCUCAGGUACAAGGACUACCAACUUGCAGCACCUGUCGAGGCCAUGGACGAGACCAUAGGCAAGAUUGAGCCCUCUUUUGCAUGCCAACUAGGCCUACUGAGAGAAGUCGACACGGUCAAGGCAAUGGCUGCGAUGAUGGAGCAGGCAGGCCAGCGACAGUGGUGGCGAAACGCAAUGGGAUUUUCCAACGACAAGCAAUAA